Molecule: messenger RNA, 1494 nt
Organism: Fusarium oxysporum Fo47
Lineage: Eukaryota; Fungi; Ascomycota; Sordariomycetes; Hypocreales; Nectriaceae
Product: FAD dependent oxidoreductase-domain-containing protein
Exons: 1
Coding region: 1-1494 (497 amino acids)
Cellular component (GO): cytoplasm
Molecular function (GO): oxidoreductase activity
Source: RefSeq, a predicted model, not a curated record
AUGAGGUCCUCUUUGUCUCAGGUGGCAACAGCCAGCAUCCUUCUGGCUUCAGGUGUCAAUUCUCUCGCCGUCGCGCAUCCUCACUCCUUGCGAAGCGACACGCCCGAUGAGUCCCCGGCUCUCAAGAUUCCUGGAUUGCCUCUUCCUAACGCGACGAAGUCCUACUGGCAAGAUCCUCCUCACCGCAUCGCCAACCUCCGCACUACGAAGGAUCUGCCGACAGAGAAGACCUUUGACUAUGUCAUCAUUGGUUCCGGUAUCUCAGGUGCUGCUACAGCACACAAGCUGUUGGAUCGCGACUCAAGCCUAUCAAUUCUGAUGAUUGAAGCGCGAACUGCAGCUUCAGGCGCGACUGGUCGCAAUGGAGGUCAUUGCAAACCUGGUGACUACAAUGGUGUGAAGGCAUGGGUCGAGGCAUAUGGCGAGGAUGAUGCUCUUCGAAUCGCCAACAUGGAGCAGGAUUGUGUCGACGACGUGCGCGAUUUUGUCCGCUCACACAACGUUUCGAGCGAUUUCACAGACGUCGAGACCGCCAGUCUGUACUGGACUGAUGAUUCGUUCAAGACAGCCGUUGAGUCAAUUGAGUUUCAGCAUGAGCUUGAGAAGCGCCGGCCCAAUGACGUUCCCAAGAACAAGAGGACUAUCUGGAAGGGCCAGGAUGCUCGCGAUUACUGGGGAUGGCCUGAGAUCGUUGGAGCUGUGACCUUCAAAGCUCAUACUCAGAACCCAUACCAUACCGUUUGUGGGAUGCUUGAGUACAGUCUUGAGAAAGGUCUCAAUCUACAGACAAACACCAUGGCGCUGAGCCUCAACCAGCUCGGCAAGAAGACCGAGGCUGGAGCAAGAUGGGAAGUCAAGACGAACCGAGGAACCGUCAAGAGCAAACAAGUCGUCCUCGCUACCAACGGCUUCACCCCGGCUCUUCACCCCGGCAUCGCAAGCACCAACUUCACCAUGCCUGUCCGCAACCAAGUCUCCGCCGUAACGCCUUCUGCCAACACGACCGACAACAAGGUCUUUCGACGAAGCAACAGCGUUCCCGAUCUCCACAGCGGCAACGUCUACAUCGCCGCUCAGCCCCCAGGCGCCAAAAACGCCGGCAGUGUUGUGAUUGGCGGGUCAACACAAAUGUCCCCCACGCGCGAACGCUACAUCACGGACGAUACCGCCAUCAACGACCAGAUUGCAUACGUUCUACACGGCGCAGCGCGAACGGUCUAUGGUUAUGAGAAUUGGGGCGGUUCAACGAAGGUCAUUCAGGACUGGACGGGUAUUGUGUGCGAGACACCGGAUGGGUUUCCUCUGGUCGGCGAGGUUCCGGCUGAGGAUGGAUUGUGGGCUAUCGUUUGUAUGAACGGGCAUGGGAUGGCGUGGGCUUAUAGGAGUGCUGAGGCGCUUGUUGAUAUGAUGACCGAGGGAAAAACGCCGAAGUGGUUUCCUGAGCAGUUCAAGGCGCAGCGAGCGUGGGAGGUUCAGAGUAACGAGGAGCUGUAA